AUGUGUGUAAGACUGACACCGACAGGUUCUGAUGGCGCAUCUUAUGUUAGUGGGCAAAGCCAUUUCGCUGGCGUUCCCUUGAUUGAGUUGAAAUUGACGAGGGAGAUUGCACACACACAACAGAAGGAGAGCAAUGAAGGCGAAAGUAGCAAGGCUCCCAUGUACAGAUUGCCAGCUGCCUCGCCACAGUCAGCCGCUCAUGAACUAGGGGAGCCAAAACUGCUGCCGUCGACAGUCGAGCAUGCUGAAUCGAGUAUCCGGCGGACUCCCGCUGAAGCUGCAGCCGCCGCCGCCUUACUGCAACUGUCUUCAGCUUCGGUGUUCGGCAGCGACAGCUCUGCUGAGCCAAUGGGCACCCAAGCGUUUUCUGACCAGGGCUCGACAUUAUCUGAGGGCCCGUUUGAGGGGGGAUAUGCUCAGGAACAAGUGCACGAGUCAGUUAUGUUGGCCCAUCCAGUGCAGUCGGAUGCAUCGAGUCUUUCUCUUAGCGUCCGAGAAGCAUCAUUCGAGCAAGCUUUUUAUCACAUUCCGUUUCUGCAGUCGCAUAUGGGUUUGCGGACACUUAAUGCAGGCCGGGCUUUUUCGGUUGUGCACUCCGCCCAACGUAUUUUCCCUUCUGUGUGGCAUGCCCAAGGGCUGCUUUCGCCUCAAACGAUAUCGACGGGAGAACUCCACACGUUUGAGGGGGGAUAUGCCCAGGAACAAGUGCACGAGUCAGUUAUGUUGGCCCAUCCAGUGCAAACAAGUGCACGAGUCAGUUAUGUUGGCCCAUCCAGUGCAGUCGGAUGCAUCGAGUCUUUCUCUUAG
This is a messenger RNA of Eimeria acervulina, 807 nucleotides long. RefSeq lists its product as hypothetical. The transcript has a single exon. The record is from RefSeq and is a predicted model, not a curated record. Lineage: Eukaryota; Apicomplexa; Conoidasida; Eucoccidiorida; Eimeriidae. Bases 1 to 807 code for a protein of 268 amino acids.